AUGGAUCAACCUGACGUCCUCACCCGAGGACCAUACAAUCCGUUAAUUAACCCGGCUCAUUCGAAACCUGCAUUGGUGGAAGAAAAUGUCGAGGCUCAGCACCACAUCCUUUUCUCGCGACCCCUUCUAGGCGCGCUGCUCUUCGAGAACUCGUCUUCCGAUGCCCGCGACCACUGCGCUAACGAGCGUACUUUUCUCUCCUGGCUGCGCUUGUCCAUGUACUUGGCCGUUGUCUCUCUAGCUAUCAUCAUCUCGUUCCAUUUCCGUCAGCAGCCCUCCAUUCUGGAGCGGCGCAUGGCUCUUCCCGUCGGCAUUAUUUUCUGGCUCCUAAGCUUGACCUGUCUCGCUAAUGGGUUCUUCAACUACGCUCGGACCGUCAUGAAGUACAGCCGCAAGGCCGCUCUUGUCCAGAGUGGGUGGAAGACUCAGGUCGUGUUCACAGUGGUGGGCACGGUGAUUCUGGGCAGCUGUAUUCUCUUUUUGUCAACAAAUCGAGACGGUUGA
Molecule: messenger RNA, 504 nt
Organism: Penicillium maclennaniae
Lineage: Eukaryota; Fungi; Ascomycota; Eurotiomycetes; Eurotiales; Aspergillaceae
Product: DUF202 domain-containing protein
Exons: 2
Coding region: 1-504 (167 amino acids)
Source: RefSeq, a predicted model, not a curated record